Messenger RNA from Varroa destructor (honeybee mite), 4127 nucleotides. Its product is annotated as WD repeat-containing protein 48. Gene Ontology annotation, biological process: double-strand break repair via homologous recombination. The record is from RefSeq and is a predicted model, not a curated record. NCBI's taxonomy places the organism in Eukaryota, Metazoa, Arthropoda, Arachnida, Mesostigmata, Varroidae. Gene Ontology annotation, molecular function: ubiquitin binding.
UAUUGCUCACUCGCUUUCUCGCGAAUGAAUCCUCGAUUGUGAUGUCGGGACAAAUGACUGCAAUGGUCAUUAGUAACUCAGAUUGCCCAUGAGCCAAAACGGUGAAAUGUAGGCGGUAAUAGUGGAAAUGCUAAUCUCCAAUGUAGUGCGCCACUGGCCUUGUGCUAUUGAGCCGUAACACACCUCGCAAAGAUGACCGCAAGCCAUAAGGGCGCAGGUCCGCAUGGCGGGACGCGGAAAAAGUCGCAACUGUCGUUUGUAAUCCGCGAACCGCAGGAGCGCGAACAUCGAUCAGGCAUCAACUCGUUACAAUUCGACCCUCAUUUAGGACUGCUAUACUCAGCCGGUCGGGAUUCCAUCAUUCGAGUUUGGAACGUCGGCCAACGAGAGCCAACGUAUGGACAAUCAAUGGAACACCAUACUGACUGGGUGAAUGACAUUGUGCUUUGUUGUGGUGGACGUUACCUUAUCUCCGCCAGCGCAGAUACAACGGUGAAAGUUUGGAAUGCUCACAAGGGCUCGUGUUUAUCGACGCUUCGAACACACAAAGAUUACGUCAAAGCAUUGGCCUACGCACAGGACAAAGAGCGGGUCGCAUCCGCUGGACUCGACAAAGUGAUUUAUUUAUGGGAUGCCAACACGUUAACUGCUCUAAGCGCAUCGAACAACACAGUGACAACCUCGUCGCUUACCGAUAAUAAGGAUUCAAUCUAUUCGGUAGCGAUGAAUCCGUCAGGGACGGUGAUCGUUAGUGGAUCUACCGAGCGCGUGAUCCGCGUCUGGGAUCCGCGUACGACGCAGAAAAUGCCAAAGCUUCGCGGCCACGCGGACAAUGUUCGUGCCCUUGUGCUCAACCACGACGGAUCGCGAUGUCUAUCAGCGAGCUCGGAUGGCACCGUGAAAUUGUGGAGUCUUGGCCAACAGCGAUGCAUAGAAACGAUUAGCUGCCACCAAGAAGGCGUCUGGGCAUUACAAGUAGAUUCAAAUUUUAGUAAAGUUUAUUCAGGCGGCCGUGACAAGAAGGUUUACGUAACACAUCUAUCAAGUCCAGAAAUCAGUGAUGUUGUUUGCGUGGAACACGCCCCUAUUCUGAGAAUGCACCUAACAAAUGACGGCCAUCUGUGGGUAGCAACGACGGACUCGAGCUUGCGCAAAUGGUCUUUAGCAGAUGAAAAAAUCGGCACGGCAGCCAGUACGCUUGAUCGAAGUGAGAAAAAACCGGUAGCAACGAUCAAAGGAAGUGCCAGUAUCCGACAGUAUAAGGUACUCAACGAUAAACGCCAUAUACUUACCAAAGAUACAAAUGAUUGUGUAGCUAUCUACGAUAUACUACGAGGCCACAGGGAGAACUUGGGCAAGAUUGACUUUGACGCCGAAGUUAAAAAACAAUUCCGAAUGAUUUAUGUUCCAAAUUGGUUUACUGUUGAUCUGAAAACUGGCAUGUUGUGUAUACAUCUUGAAGACCCGGAUUGCUUCUCGGCGUGGGUGGCCGCCCGAGAAAUUGGGCUGACUCCACCUGAAGGUCAAGACCCUAAGGUUAACAUGGGAUGUCUUGUGCUCCAGUCGCUGUUGGACUAUUGGCCGAUAAAAGACGAAGAGCAGAAUAUUUCGAUCGACUGGCCGGAAAUCGGUUUACCGAAGCAUACACCGUUGGUCAUUACUGAUCUUUCCGAGGGUCGCACCUUGUUACGCAUGCUGGUGGGCGAUGCAUGCCGGGAUGCGGAGCAACAGCUUCUUCACGACUGUUUACCACCCUGGGUCACCGAUGUAGUCGUACAAAAGAAUACCCCACUGCUUAACAAAAUCCCGUUUUUUCUACUGCCACACUCAUCGUCGGGUGUCAAGCCACUGAGGCGCGAGCGGCUAUCGGCUAACGACAUGCUCCAGGUGAAAAAGGUCAUUGAGCACGUGUAUGAAAAGGUGAUCGGAGGUCAGGGCGGCGAAGGCAGUGGAGGUGGUGGCACCACAAGCGCUGGUGGCCCAAGGGAGGGUAGCGGGACUGGAGAGCCGUCUCCUCCGACAGCCCCCGGCCAAUGCCAGGUCGAACUUCUCUGUCUCGAUCAGGUUCUCGAGCCCAAUAUGGAUCUGAGAACUGUGAAACACUUCAUGUGGAAAAGCGCCGGUGAUCUCGUAUUACAUUUUCGGCCAGUCAAGUGAUCAUCAAAGCAGUAAUAACAUUCAGAAUUUUAACCCGGGAGUAGUUCGAAUAAUGACACCAACCAAUGAAGGUGGUCACAGCAACAAGCAAACAUAGCUGCAAAGAUAGCUUAGUAAACAUAGCAGACAAUAUCCAAGAAAACAAAUUGUAGAUAAACAGAUUAUAAAUGAACAAACAGAUGAUAAUCUACGAAAGUGUGACAAAAGCUUUCAAACACAUUAACGUAGCAUCUAUAUAGGAUAGUAGCAGUAAUAGGUCCAGCAUCAGCACGGCAAUAUUCCAACUUCGAACAUGGGUUAAACUUUUUCAUGAAGAAACACACAGCCGCACAAACUAAUUCAAAAGAAAAACAAAUAUUACACGGGUUUGGCGAGUACCGGAAAAAGAACAAAAAAAAAAUCAACGACUUUAAAGUUCCUCUUAAGCACAUAAAUCCUUCUAGAAGCUACGGAUGUUAUUUAUGUUUCAAAAUUUAAGUACAAAGUAAUGCGUGUAUUAGAAAACAUAGUGCACAAAAUAAUGCCAGUAGAUCGAUAGUUGUUAUUAUCAUCCUUGCGGUUGUUUGUCCAGCAAUUGCUAGGGGAUGCAACGUUGGUUCCUUGACGCGUAGUGUUCUGCACGACGUCAUACCAUGAUUGAAACGCUACCUUUCUUGUAGUUUCGCCUACACACAUAAGCGGUCUACAAGAACCGCCCGCUUUUGUUGCACACAAAACCUGUAUGGAACGCAGAGGGCUCAGACGCUUCUUACGUGUCUAGAUCAGUCGGACAAAACUGCCGAAUGCGCGUUUUGUCACAUGCCAUGCGUCAUUUAGUUGUUGACAAAUGUUGACAAAAAUGCUGACGAAUGCUUAUAUAAGGUGACGACAUUGUAUAAAAAUCAUAAUUAAGUUAAAUAUAAUUAAGAGUUAAGAUGGAGCAAAAAAGAUAUAUAUAGAUAUAUAUAUAUAUAUAUAUAUAUGUAUAUAUAUAUAUAUAAGCGUGAAUAAAAUAGCAAGGAAAAGAGAGUGGGGGCAGCUUUCGUACAAAAAAAGUGAUGUCUUUUUCAUCUUCAAUAAAGCUAGUUCAUAAGAUUCAAUAACUUAUAUUUAUCAGGAGCAAUCUUGUCUAUUGGCUCAUUCAGAUUCUUUGACCCAGUAAGAAAGUAUAACUAUCGCAUCUAUAUUUAUUAUUAUUUGCCUAAUUUCAGUUAUAAAAAAAGCGCUAAGUGUGCUAAGCAGUUCAUCAUGCGAUUGCUUCACAGUCGUCAUUCUGCAUGAUCAUCUUCUAACGAAACCUAAUAUAAUUAUAAUUAUACAAUAUACUAUACUGUACCAUUAAGCGUGAGCGUUCUCAGUGACUUUGUGUGCACAGCGUCUAUCGCAGCGUAAUUUAAUAACAUACAAAGUAGAUGCUGAUAGACUUAUCAAGUAAACUCGUCAAUUCUGUACAUUUGCGAACUUAAAAGGGAUAUUUUAUUUAACGCGUCAGGUUGAUGAGUAUUUAAGUCAGCAGCGAAACUGUAGCAUUAAUAUAGUAACCCACACGUACAUGUUGAAACUCUGGAGGAGCUAAUAGGCUCAUUCUUAAACUUUGAAACCUUUAUAGAGGAGGGUAGUCGUUUUAGAGCAUUUAGCUUCGAAAACUAUCAACGUUUCUAUAAUAUAUUGACAUUAUGGUGCUCGACCGCAACACGACCAGACACCAGCUGGAUUAACAUGAGUCUUUACUUGUUAAGAUACAAUUGAGUAUUAUCAAAUUUAAGUGCUCGAUAGAUAGACAAAUACAGUCAUUCAGCGAAAUUUUCUUUUAAUUAACAUGUGUCUUUCAAAUGAUUCUUGAUGACCUGGAUAUGGGCUUCUGUAAAUAAGGGUCAAAGAGCGGAACACGGACUCCUGACGCAAGAUAGUGUAAUUUCUUUCUCCUAUUUAAUCAUAGGCAUAUUAUUAACGGUAUAUUUGGUAAAUAACAAUGCAAAAUGUCAAUUUAC